Salvelinus namaycush (lake trout) is the source of this 1902-nucleotide messenger RNA. Its product is annotated as lipopolysaccharide-induced tumor necrosis factor-alpha factor homolog. NCBI's taxonomy places the organism in Eukaryota, Metazoa, Chordata, Actinopteri, Salmoniformes, Salmonidae. The coding region runs from base 372 to 1718 and encodes 448 amino acids. Gene Ontology annotation, molecular function: zinc ion binding. The transcript has 6 exons. The record is from RefSeq and is a predicted model, not a curated record.
AUAUCUAGUCUGCAUUAUGUUCUAAUAUAACUGAAGAUGACUCAUCUCACCAACAAGCAUAUUUUCCAUCCACAGCAAUGUUGUUAAUCGAGAACAAUAACACAUUAACGUUUAACACUGUGACUCACCACAGCCACUAUUUCUGUGUUAAGCUCCCCCUUCUUUCCCUCAUCUCUCUCACACACACAGACACACACACACACACACACACACACACACACCAUAUUCACACCCCUCCACUACUUAAUUUGAACCCUUUAGUGAGUCUGAGGUCUCUGGUCUAUUGAUGGGAAUCACUGUCUUCAGGGCUGCGUCCCAAAUGACACCCUGUUCCCCAGAUACGGUAGUGCACUUAUUUUGACCAGGGCUCAAUGUCAUUUGGGAAACGCCCUCUGGUGGAAUACGUUUUUACCUCAUCUGGCUCACACCUCCCCACUGUGUAUGCGCUCGUUCUCGCUCUCUUUCCUACGUGGUUCACUUACCCACAGUAUCUCAAGGGAGUAGCUCUGAUCUUUAGCUCCACACAGUCCACAGUACCUCGUCUCCUCCAGGACUCCAGUCCACAGUACCUCGUCUCCUCCAGGACUCCAGUCCACAGUACCUCGUCUCCUCCAGGACUCCAGUCCACAGUACCUCGUCUCCUCCAGGACUCCAGUCCACAGUACCUCGUCUCCUCCAGGGCUCCAGUCCACAGUACCUCGUCUCCUCCAGGGCUCCAGUCCACAGUACCUCGUCUCCUCCAGGACUCAGUCCACAGUACCUCGUCUCCUCCAGGACUCCAGUCCACAGUACCUCGUCUCCUCCAGGGCUCCAGUCCACAGUACCUCGUCUCCUCCAGGGCUCCAGUCCACAGUACCUCGUCUCCUCCAGGGCUCCAGUCCACAGUACCUCGUCUCCUCCAGGGCUCCAGUCCACAGUACCUCGUCUCCUCCAGGGCUCCAGUCCACAGUACCUCGUCUCCUCCAGGACUCCAGUCCACAGUACCUCGUCUCCUCCAGGACUCCAGUCCACAGUACCUCGUCUCCUCCAGGACUCCAGUCCACAGUACCUCGUCUCCUCCAGGACUCCAGUCCACAGUACCUCGUCUCCUCCAGGGCUCCAGUCCACAGUACCUCGUCUCCUCCAGGGCUCCAGUCCACAGUACCUCGUCUCCUCCAGGGCUCCAGUCCACAGUACCUCGUCUCCUCCAGGGCUCCAGUCCACAGUACCUCGUCUCCUCCAGGACUCCAAAAAGUAUGGAGAAGAGCCAGUAUGGACCCCCGCAGGACGUGUCUGCUCCCCCCUACCCCGGCCUCCCAGCGGGCUACCAGGGAAGUGGCGGGGGAACAGCCUACCCCCCUCAGCCUGGCUUCCAGGGAGGUCCCCAACCCGGCAUGUACCCACCACCUCUCCAACCCGGCAUGUACCCACCACCUCCCCAAGCCGGCACGGGCAUGGCACAACCUACAAACGCCCCCAGUGUAACCCAGGUGGUGGUGAUGCAGCAGCUGCUGCCUAGAGACGUACCCGGCCAGAUGACGUGUCCCCACUGUCAGGUCCCGGUUCUGACAGAGACCACACACACCCCUGGACUGCGCACCUGGGUCCUCUGUGGAGUCCUCGGCGUCUUAAUGUGCUGGCCAUGCUGUUUGAUUCCUUUCUGUGUUGACUCCUGUAAGGACGUAGAACACCGCUGCCCCAACUGCAAGAGAGUGAUCCACAUCCACAAAUGCGAAUAGGCCAAGAUGAGACGCCUGCCACAAAGUGAUCCACAACUAGCCCCGGCCCACAGACACUGCUGCCACAAAGUGAUCCAUACCUUUAUGAAUCCAUUCCAAUACACCACUAGUCUACACUACACCACUAGUCUACACCACUACUCUACACCACUAGUCUACACUACACCACUAGUCUACACCACUA